AUAGCUUGUGACUUCGGCUCGAUGCGAUGUGCUUGGCCUAUGCUCUGAUCUGCAUUUAUCUCGCUCUGCUUCCGGGGCUAUAAAGGUCCGCCCACCGCACCUGUUUGCUAAGCUACCCCGACCUCAGCACCCAAUCCCCACCUCCCACCUCUCCCCACCGGCGCGGCGCGGCGCGGCGUUCUAUGGCCUACACCUCCUCCCUCCACCUCCCCAAGCACCUCCUCCUCCCCAAGUCCCACCGGAACAGGCACAGGCCCUCCUCCUCCCCCUCCUUCGUCCCCGCCGCGGUCAAGAUCAACGGCGUGAACGGGCACGCGGCCGAGAAACCGCCCAACGGCAAGGUACAGAUCAACGGCGACGGCAAGGGAGGGCACGGCAGCGUCAACGGGAAGGGGAAGGCCGUCAACGGUCAAGCGAAGAAGGGCGUGAACGGGAAGGCGCAGCGCAUCAACGGCCGUGCGGACCGGAUCCACCUCUCGGUGAGCACGGGCGGCGGGGACGGGUUGCAGGAUGGGUUCGGCCUGCGCGUGGCGUUCCAGGGCGCGCCGGGCGCGUACAGCGAGUUCGCGGCCAAGACGGCGCUGCCCGGAUGUGACACCGUGCCAUGCCGCGCGUUCGCGGACGCGCUGGCUGCCGUGGAGCGCGGGGGCGCCGACCGGGCCAUACUCCCAGUGGAGUCCACCAUGGAGGGCACCACGCUGCGGAACUACGACCUCCUGCUGCGGCACGACCUGGUGGUGGUGCAGGAGAUCAACCUCUUCGUUCACUACUGCCUCCUCGCCAUGCCAGGGGUGCGCGCCGCCGAGGUGCGCCGCGUCAUCAGCCACCCGAUGGCGCUCGCGCACUGCGGCCGCGCGCUGGCCCUGCUCGGCGUGGACCGCGAGCCCGUCGAGGACACGGCGGGCGCCGUGGAGAUGCUGCGGUCGAACAAGCUGCUCGACACCGCCGCCAUCGCCAGCCCGCGCGCCGCCGACCUCUACGGCCUCGACGUGCUCGCGCACGGCCUCCAGGACGAGUCCUGGAACGUCACGCGCUUCCUGCUGCUCUCCAGGCCGCCCUCGCCCGUGAUCCUGUCCGUGGACGCCGCCGCCAAGACCAGCAUGGUGGUCGCGCACCGGGGCGGGUCCAUGACGGUGGUUCUCAAGGUGCUCUCCGCCUUCUCCUCCCGCAACAUCAACCUCACCAAGCUGGAGGUCAUCAACAACGACGCCGUCAGCGACAGCGGCGGCGCGCGCCCCCCGGUGAUGAUCCUGGACACGAGUGCCCGCGGCGCGCCGACGCUGCGCGCGUUCCCGCACGUCCUCUAUGUCGACUGCGAGGGCACCGCGCACGACCCCCGCGUCCGCGAGGUCAUCCAGGAGAUCGAGAGGUUCGCCGUCUUCGUGCGCGUCCUUGGCUGCUACGCCGCCGACACCACUGUCUACGACCUGCAAUGAGGAGGAGAGGAUCACACCGGUGGACCGAAAGAAUCGAAAUUAGCUACUAGUUUGCUGCGAUUGGAGCAUUAAUUUGUUGCUGUCCAUCCUAGUAUCGAACAACUAGCUUCAGUGAGAUAGCUGCUUGCAUACUGCUGCUGCUGCUGCUCAGUAAUUUUUUUUUUGUACAGGUGCAAUAAGAAUCUUUCUAUUGCCGCUGGAUUAGCUGUGUGCUUAGGUUUAAGCUUGGUGAUGAUGCCAGCUGAAGGAUGUGUAAGAUGAUGCCAUGAUCACGACCGGAUUCUUGUGAUUUUGUUGCGCUA
This is a messenger RNA of Phragmites australis (common reed), 1738 nucleotides long. RefSeq names its product arogenate dehydratase 1-like. Lineage: Eukaryota; Viridiplantae; Streptophyta; Magnoliopsida; Poales; Poaceae. The coding region runs from base 183 to 1436 and encodes 417 amino acids. Gene Ontology annotation, cellular component: chloroplast; cytoplasm. Gene Ontology annotation, molecular function: prephenate dehydratase activity; arogenate dehydratase activity. Gene Ontology annotation, biological process: L-phenylalanine biosynthetic process. The record is from RefSeq and is a predicted model, not a curated record. The transcript has a single exon.